Messenger RNA from Plasmodium reichenowi, 841 nucleotides. RefSeq names its product actin-related protein. The transcript is spliced from 8 exons. Lineage: Eukaryota; Apicomplexa; Aconoidasida; Haemosporida; Plasmodiidae. The record is from RefSeq and is a predicted model, not a curated record. The annotation marks the transcript as partial.
AAUUAAUUCAGAUGAGCACCCUAUACUAUUAACUGAAGCACCUUUAAACCCUCAAAAGAAUAAGGAAAAAAUUGCUGAAGUUUUUUUUGAAACAUUCAAUGUGCCUGCUUUAUUUAUUUCUAUGCAAGCCAUUUUAUCUUUAUAUUCUUGUGGAAAGACCAAUGGAACUGUUUUAGAUUGUGGUGAUGGUGUAUGUCAUUGUGUAUCUAUAUAUGAAGGAUAUAAUAUAACCAAUACAAUAACAAGAACAGACGUCGCAGGGAGAGAUAUAACAAACUAUCUAAGCUUUCUCUUAAGAAAAAAUGGUCACCUAUUCAAUACAUCAUCUGAAAUGGAAGUUGUUAAGAAUAUGAAGGAAAAUUGUUGUUAUGUUUCUUUUAAUAUGAAUAAGGAAAAAAACUCUUCAGAAAAAUCUGUUACUACUUUGCCAUACAUACUCCCAGACGGAUCUCAAAUAUUGAUUGGAUCGGAGAGAUAUAGGGCACCGGAAGUGUUGUUCAAUCCGUCCAUUUUAGGAUUGGAAUAUUUGGGUCUAUCUGAAUUAAUUGUAACGUCAAUAACAAGGGCUGAUAUGGAUCUAAGAAAGACCUUAUAUUCUCAUAUUGUCUUAUCAGGAGGAACAACAUUAUUCCAAGGAUUUGGAGAUCGCUUGUUAAACGAAAUAAGAAAAUUUGCUCCUAAGGAUAUAACAAUAAGAAUCAGUGCCCCUCCUGAACGUAAAUUCAGUACUUUCAUUGGCGGAUCCAUUUUAGCUUCCUUAGCAACUUUUAAAAAAAUAUGGAUAUCCAAACAAGAAUUUGAUGAAUACGGGUCCGUUAUAUUACAUAAAAAGUCUUUUUGA